Molecule: messenger RNA, 3213 nt
Organism: Adelges cooleyi (spruce gall adelgid)
Lineage: Eukaryota; Metazoa; Arthropoda; Insecta; Hemiptera; Adelgidae
Product: zinc finger protein 345-like
Exons: 5
Coding region: 180-2708 (842 amino acids)
Biological process (GO): regulation of transcription by RNA polymerase II
Cellular component (GO): nucleus
Molecular function (GO): DNA-binding transcription factor activity, RNA polymerase II-specific; RNA polymerase II transcription regulatory region sequence-specific DNA binding
Source: RefSeq, a predicted model, not a curated record
AUCUUCCCCGUGUUAAUUUUUAUGAGUGUCUGGGGCCUGCCAUAUAGCACCACGAUAUGUAUUCUCUGAUAACGGUUUUACAGGUAACUUUAAACAAAAUAGUACAGCAAUUCGCUUGCAACUUGUCGGUGUAGUCAUCAACUUACAAAAAUUUAAUUAUUCAUCACAUAAUAAUAAGUAUGAACUCUUCAGCCUGGAAAAGUCCCCGAAUAAAAGCUGCCGGGAAAAGACUCGGGGAUAACGAAAUGAUCAAUGGAGUUAAUAUUAAACACGAAUUUGAUGAAAUGGAAGAUUAUUGCUUUGAAUCGUUGAUACAAGUGGAAGAAACAAUGCCUUUGAACAUACAAGUAACAAACUGUUUAGCAGACAAAACAUGCGAAUUGUGUCUAGAAUCGUUUACAUCUAUAAAGCAAUUGAAACAUCAUAUUACAACAUCACACAAUGGUAUUUCUAAGAUUAAUGAGUUUUCAAUUAAAAAAGAAGUCAAUAAUGGAUUUGAAGAUAACGAUAUGAUGAACGGAACUAAUAUUAAACAAGAGAAUGAUAAAAUGGAAAAAUAUUACUAUAAGUCUUUGAUAAAAGUUGAAUCAACUAGAGCUUCGGACAUGCUAGUAACGCACGGCUUAGUGGACGAAAUAUGUGACUUGUGUCUGCAGUCAUUUACAUCUCGAAAGCUAUUGAAACAUCAUAUUAGAACAUUGCACAAUGGUCCUAUUUCUAUGACCGAUGAACGUUCAAUUACAACACAUGUCAAAAACAAAUUGAAAUUUGACGAGAUGAACAACCAAACUGUUGUAAAAAUUGAAAGAGAUGAAUUAAAUGGACAUAUUUUUCAAUCUGAAAUAGAAAUUGUGAACACUUUUUUGUUGGAUGCUUAUCAAACAAACUCACCGAUCAAACCAACAGUGAAAAAUCAAUUUAGAGUUGAAUCGAUGGCCAGUGACGACUUUAAGUGCUUUACCAAUGGGACUCAGAUAGAUUCGCAUAGCAAUCAGCAGGGUUUUAUCGAAAAAUCAAAUAAAGUUUUACAGAAAACACGUAUGUUCGUCUGCAACGUGUGUCAAAAAUCGUUUGCUUCCAAAAAACUAAUCAUACUUCAUUUAUCGUCAUCACACAGUCAAUUCUCCAAUAUUAAGCAGAAAUUCCAAAAAGAUGUCAGAAUUCCGGUCAGGCGUGUUAGAAAAUAUUCUCGUAAUGAUAAUAAAAAGACUGGUAAGUCUAAAUUUAAAUUACAUAAACGCCUGCGUACCGUCAAAAGACAAUACAAAUGUAGGGUUUGUGAAAAAUCAUUUUCCUAUAAAUCUACUCUGAAUAUACAUAAUCGCGUGCAUACUGGUGAAAAACCAUAUGAAUGCACUGUGUGCAAUAAAACGUUUAGCAGUAAGGGUAAUCUUAAAGCACAUUAUAACGUGCAUACCAGUAAAAAACUAUACGAAUGCGAUGUUUGUCAAAAAAAAUUUAAGCAAAAAUAUGCUUUUGAAAGGCAUAUGCGAGUUCAUAACGUUAAUAAAUCAUUUGAAUGCACUAUGUGCAAUAAAGUGUUUAGCAGUAAGAGUAAUCUUAGAACACAUUAUAGCGUGCAUACCAAGGAGAAACCAUACAAAUGCAGUGUUUGCCAAAAAUUAUUUAAGCAACAAUUUGCUCUCAAAAGGCAUUUGCCCGUUCAUACCGUUAAUAAGUCAUUUAAAUGCACUGUGUGCAAUAAAAUGUUUAGCAGUAAGGGUAAUCUUAAAACACAUUAUAACGUGCAUACCGAUGAUAAACCAUACGAUUGCAAUGUUUGUAAAAAAUCAUUCGUCCGAAAAUCUGCUCUCAAAAAUCAUAUGUGUCGCAAGCAUACCGGUAAGAAUCCAUUAGACAAAAGAAUGCACAGAUGUAGUGUUUGUGAAAAAUCGUUUUUCUAUAAAUCUACUCUUAAAGCGCAUAACCGCUUGCAUACUAGUGAGAGACCGUACGAUUGCGACGUUUGCCGAAGAACAUUUAAACAAAAGUGCAAUCUAAAAGUACAUAUGCGCGUGCAUGCCGUUAAGAAACCGUUCAAAUGCCAAGUGUGCAAAAAAACUUUCAACAGUAACGGUUACCUCACGAUACACAAUCGAGUGCAUACUGGCGAAAAACCGUAUGAAUGCGUUGUUUGCCGCAAAUCGUUUGGCCAAAACUCUACCCUCAAGACGCACAUGCGCACGCACACCGGCGAAAAACUGUACAAAUGCUCUGUGUGUAAUAAAACCUGUAGCACCAAGGGUAAUCUCAAGUUGCAUAACCGUGUGCACAUCAAAAACAAACCGUAUUCGUGCGACGUUUGUCAUAUAUCGUUUGCAAAAACUUCUUUUCUUAAAAAUCACGUUUGGCGCAAGCACACUGGCAAGGCGCCAUUUGAAUGCACCGUGUGCAAUAAGACUUUUAGCAGCAAUUGUAGUCUCCGGACACAUAAUCGCUUGCAUGCCGUCAAGAAAAUAUAUAAAUGCGGUGUUUGCCGAAAAUCAUGUGUCCAAAAAUCCAGUCUCAAAUUGCAUAUGCGCGUGCAUACCCGUGAAAAACCAUUUGAAUGCACCGUUUGCAAGAAGACCUUUGGCAGUAAGGGUAAUCUUAAAACGCACAAUCUCGUGCAUACCAAGGAGAAACCAUACGAAUGCGUUGUUUGCAAAAAAUCAUUGAAGUAUAAAUGUACUCUCAAAUCGCAUAUGCGCGCACAUACUAACAAAUAGUAUAGUAGUGUACCUACCUACCACUAUUCAUAAUCAAAGUGAGAAACACAAAAGGACAAUAGAAUAAUAAUAAUAAAAAAUAUAUCUUCAACGGCAUACUAACCGUACAACGCUUAUUAAGUGUCUUUUUAAUUAAUUUCUUUAGAACUUUAUUUUACAUUUGUGACAAACUAUAUAGCCACAUUAUAUUUCAGAAUGUGGAAGUUUAAAUUUAUUAUUUUUUGUGUAAUAAAUCAAAAAACUAUUCGAAAUCCAUGCUGCCUUUAACCUGGUGGGCACACAAUAUAGUUUGGCACGGAUAACGGUUAAAUUUAAGAAUUUACUAUCAAAAUUAAUAUAUAUUAUACAUGUAUUUUAAUAAUUUUUUUUUUAAAUAUUAAUAACUAUUUAUAAUAUGUUGUUUCUAGAUAAAUAGUUCAUUAUAUCAAUAUAUAAUAUGCUUAUUUUAGUAUAAUUUAUACAAACUACCUAUUCAAAUUGUACAAAAUAAUAUAUGUUUAAAAUU